Molecule: messenger RNA, 1372 nt
Organism: Prorocentrum cordatum
Lineage: Eukaryota; Dinophyceae; Prorocentrales; Prorocentraceae
Source: the annotation of a GenBank genome assembly
CAGGCUCGCGCAGGAGAUGAGCAGGGAGAUGAAGCUGACGCACUGCGUCAACGCCUUCGUGGACAACGACGGCGACAUGCCCGACUACGGGCAGCUCGGCUGCCAGGGCUUCAUCGUGCUCGACAGGGAGCACAAGGCGGUGGCCAGGAGCACCUCCCCGUUCAUGCAGGUGCGGGAGCUGGCCUUCCGGCACGUCGAGGCACUGCUGGACGCCGUGGUCGCUGGGCUGCCCCCGCCCGCCGUGUGCCCGGGCGAGUUCGUGGAGCUCAUCCGGCCGCCAGAAGGGCGGCCUGACCUGCGGGGGGCGGCCGGCGUCGUCGUGGAGCUGAGGGGCGAGCCAGCGUCCCCGACGCUGGUGCUCGGCUUCCAGGACGGCCCCCUGCGCGGCCGCGCCAUGGAGGUGCCGGCCGCCGCGGUCGCGCGGAUCAGCGAGGAGGAGGAGGAGGAGGAGGAGGCCUGCGGCGAGCCGUCCCUGACCUGCUCCGGCCCGGGCUGCUCCGCCGGCGGCGGCUGCGCCGCGCCGUGUGGGGAGAGCGGCGCCUGCGGCACCCAGCCGUGCAGCAAGGGGAGCUGCGGCAGCUGCGCGGGAGCGGCGCCCGCCGUCGCCCCCGAGCUCGUCGCGGCCGCGCUCAGCAUCCCGUCCGUCAAGGUGCCCUCCAUGGACGCGGAGCACGCGGAGUGCGCGGACGCCCUGCGGCUGCUGGUCGCGGAGGGCUCGCGGGCCGCCCUUGCCAGCCUGCUGGACACGCUGGCCUCCCACUUCGCCCACGAGGAGGCGCUCUUUGAGCAGUUCGGCUGGGGCAGGCACGCCAACGCGAGCCUUGCGGCAGCGGUGACCCACGCGGCGGACCACAGGCGCAUGCUUGAGAAGGUCCAGAAGCAGCUCGCGGUGGCGGGUGCGUCGGUCUCGCCGGCCUUCGUUCAGGAGGUCCUCCAGGACUUCCACGAGCACGCGACGAAGUACGACGCGAGGUACGCCGAGCCUCUCAGCGAGCUGGGCGCCAGGUAGGAGCCGCCCGGCGCGUGCCGCCCGCAGGCCGGGCAUCCGCUUCCCUCAGUACGGUAGGUUCCCUCCGCAGAGCCCCGAGGCGGCGGAGCCAAGCGAGCCCGUGUGACGGCAGGGCGCCCGGCAGGCUGCCGAGGCUGGCAGGCAGCGCGCACCGUCGCGGCCGGGGAUCCGCGCCUGCCGUCCUCGCCGCCAGCUGCCAGAGGCCCGCCCUGGCCGGAGUUGGGCUCGGCUCCGCCUCCCUGGGCGCGAGCAGCCGGAGCCGGGUGCUGCCGUCAGGGGCAAGGUUCGGCCAUGCGCACAGGGAGGGCCGGGGGAGGGGGGAUUCGUUUUCGGCGGUUUUCGACGGUUUUCGUUGGUUCUGGG